CCAUGAAAACAUGUUAUGUUAGUUGCGGUUGUAAUAAAUCGUCUCAUUGCGCGGACUGGGGCCAAAAUAACAUCUUAUGUUAUGGUUCUUCUAACGCAGUUGUAAUAUGCCAACCUGAAACCAAAGAUGGCAAGUGUGCUCAAAUCAGACACACUUUGGCAGUGCAUUCUGGAAGUGUCAACUUUGUCAAGUGGAUUUCCAAAUACAAACAAGGUGCGGAAACGGAGAUGAUCUCUGGAGGCGUGGACAAGACUGUUAUUGUGUGGCAGGCACAGGAUGAUAGUUACACCAUGAAACAGAAGCUCACUGGACACAAUGGUCCCAUUACAACUCUUGAUGCAGCUUAUAUACUUCCGGAGAAUGAAGAGUCAAAUCAAGGGGAACAACUCUGCACAGUGAUUGUGUCAGCAUCUGUCGACUCGUCUGUGAAAAUCUGGAGAAGGAUAAAAGAUGGCGAUUUUGCUGAGACCCAGGCACUUAACUAUGGAAGCGGGUUUGCCCUCGAUGUUUCACUUAUAAAAUUACCAAACACCAACAGGCUGAUGUUGGCGUGUGGGUGUGAUGACAUGAAGAUACAUGUGUAUAUUGAACAAGAUACUCCUAAUGGAUUACAGUUUACUCCAGUCAUCACACUGCCAGGACAUGAAGACUGGGUCCGAGCUCUGGAUUUCACCCUACAUGAUAAUGGAGACCUGCUUCUCGCCAGUGCGGCCCAGGAUUUUCUGGUACGUGUUUGGAGAUUUUCUGAGAGGGAGUGUUCAACUGCACCGAUACAGCAGAUAUCAAUACUUGACCUGCCGCUAGACAAAGAUUUUCAAAUGAGAGAGACUACACUGACCUUUGAUUACAAAGGUGCCACAAAGGUGUAUGCUGUAACCCUGGAGACAGUUUUGAGCGGGCAUGAGAACUGGAUCUACUCUGUCAAGUGGAAACCUAGGUCUUUAAAAGAUGGGCAGAACCACCAGGAGAUGUGCCUGUUGUCUGUCUCCAUGGAUAAAACCAUGAUCUUGUGGAGACCUGAUGCUGAAUCUGGGGUCUGGAUGGAGCAGGUUCGAGUUGGAGAAGUGGGGGGAAAUACACUUGGUCUGUAUGGUGGAAUGUUUGGUCCGGAUGGGGACUCAAUCCUGGCACAUGGCUACCAAGGAGCUUUUCAUCAUUGGACUUCUAAUCAGGAAUUAUCAAACUGGGGGCACAUGGUGACCGUGAGCGGCCAUUUUGACUCUGUCGAGGACAUCGAGUGGGAUAAGAGGGGAGGUAACUUCCUACUCUCAUGCAGUCUUGAUGAAACUGUGAGGUUACAUGCCCCUUGGGUCAACAAAGACAGAGAGGUAAUAUGGUAUGAGAUUGCUCGACCGCAGAUCCAUGGAUAUGCCCUACAGUGUAUUGCCAUGGUAAAUAGAUAUCAAUACGCCUCAGGUGCUGACGAAAAAGUAGUCCGCAUAUUUGAUGGCACAGACAAUUUCAUCGAAAACUUCUGUAAUUUGUGCAAUAUUGAUCUGAAAGUGGAACAUGAAUCAGAAGACGCUAAAAAUAGACCAGUUGGUGCCAGUGUUCCGGCGUUGGGAUUGUCGAACAAGGCCAUAUUUUCAGAGGGCGUUACAAAUUUGAUGGAAGACUUGGAAAUUAAGCCGGGAAAUAAUGAGCAAUACACGGAUAAUGUGUUUACCUCUGUUUCCCUGAAAGCCCCUCCAAGUGAAGAGCAUCUAUUACAGAAUACUCUCUGGCCGGAGGUACAAAAGCUCUAUGGGCAUGGAUAUGAGAUAUUCUCACUGGCCUGUGACCCCCAGGGGACUAUACUAGCCAGUGCUUGCAAGGCAUCAAAAGCAGAAUUUGCCUCUGUGAUACUCUGGGACACUGUUACCUGGCAACAGUUGCUAAUCUUGGAAGGUCAUAGCCUAACUGUGACCCAGAUGGCUUUCUCCCACAGUGGAGAGUAUUUACUGACUGUGUCAAGGGACAGAACUUGGUAUUUGUAUAGAAGAAGAGGGGCAGAUAAUCCUAAAGAAGAUCCUCUAUUUCGCCAUGUAAUACACACGGACAAGAAGACAUGUGUCCAUGGAAGGAUUAUUUGGUCAUGUUGCUGGACACAUGAUGAUAAAUACUUCCUGACUGCUUCUAGGGAUAAAAAGGUUGUAGUCUGGAACUGCCCAAAAGCAGACGACAUGGAGCCAAAAAUGGCGGGAAGACUGGAUGUAGCUGAUUCUGCAACUGCGGUUGACACUGCACCCACCGUACUCUCAAAUGGAAGCUAUCUUGUGAGUGUUGGCCUUGACAACGGGCAGGUGCUUCUUUACAGUUGGUUGCCAGGGCCAACAACGUCAGCUUGGAAACAAUUGGUUGUUCUUGACAACAACAUUUCUCAUCAUCUGACUGUGAAGAGGUUAAGAUUUAGACCGUGCCUCGGUUUGGCUGGUAUCCAUGGCAACGACCUUGAAGGGUCAAAUGUGAAGGAAAGAGAUUUCUGGUUACAGCUAGCUAGCUGUGGAAUGGAUCGGGCAGUGAAAAUAUACAAUAUUAAUCUUGAAAAGCUUACUUAAUAAACAUGAUUGAUAUUAUGUGUUUAUUUAUGGGAGAAUGCAUUUGAAAUCUGUGAUUCUUGUAUGUGCUAUAAAUGUUUAUAAGAUGAUUAUAGGACGUAUUGCCUAUUGGAAUUGAAGGUAUGAAUA
Messenger RNA from Mya arenaria, 2666 nucleotides. RefSeq names its product elongator complex protein 2-like. The record is from RefSeq and is a predicted model, not a curated record. Lineage: Eukaryota; Metazoa; Mollusca; Bivalvia; Myida; Myidae. Gene Ontology annotation, molecular function: protein binding. Gene Ontology annotation, biological process: tRNA wobble uridine modification. The transcript is spliced from 18 exons. Gene Ontology annotation, cellular component: elongator holoenzyme complex. Bases 3 to 2537 code for a protein of 844 amino acids.